AAAGGGAGGGAAACAAGGCGCUCCCAGAGCCGUGGGAGAGAGUCUGCAUUGAAUAACACAGUCCAUUUUGGAUGGAGUGUUGUAAAGCAGUGUCCAUGCCACACAGAACGCUGGAAAUAAAAGGGAACAUUACUGCAGCUUCGAUUUCACCCUGAAGCAAGUAUUACAGGUGCUUCCUGCCGCUUGUCUGCUGGGAGACUCUGCUUGCCUCACUUUCCUCAGCUCACUUGUCCCCAUGCGUGUGGCAUGAUGGUGCUGCCAGUGGGCACAGGAUUAGUGAUGCACCUUCCCUCCCUCUCUCCCCAAGUGCAACUCUAACUGCUGGGCUUUUCUAGUUUCGCCAUCAGCUGAUCUCCCCAUGGCUCUGCCUUGGAUUGCAGCAGGGCUGGCCGGCUUGCUAGCGCUGCAUUUCUUACAAAAGACAUGUUUCCCUUACUUUUGGGCUGACCUCAUAUACCUUUUGAAAGUAGUGCGAUAUGGACUCCGCAUUGAGAUAUACAAGAGGACGGGCAGUGUUGUCACAGUGGUCGAUAACUUUAUGGAGCAAGCUAGACGGGUGCCAAACAAACCCUUCCUAAUAUAUCAGGAACAAGUGUACACCUACCGGGAUGUGGACAGAAGGAGCAAUCAGGUGGCUCAGGUGUUCAUGAAAUAUUCCCCUCUGGAAAAGGAGGAUACGGUAGCCAUGCUGAUGAGCAAUGAGCCGGACUUCUUGAAUGUAUGGUUUGGUCUGGCCAAGCUUGGCUGUCGCCUUGCAUUUCUGAACUACAACAUUCGCUCCAGAUCGCUGCUGCAUUGCUUCCACAGCAGUGGGGCCAAGAUGCUGAUUGUGGGAGCAGAUAUGGUAGAAACACUAGAGGAAAUCCUGCCAAAUUUACAGGAAGAUAAUAUCAGCGUUUGGGUAAUGGCAAAAGAAGUUUCAAUCAAAGGUGUGAAUACUAUUCUGGACAAACUGGAACAUGUAACGGACAAGCCAGUACCGCAGCACUUGCGUCAUGUCUCCAGCAUCAGAGCAGCAACUCUUUAUAUUUUCACUUCUGGGACUACAGGUCUUCCCAAGGCUGCCCUUAUUAGUCAACUGCAAACACUAAAAGGCGCUGCUGGCAUCUGGGCAUUUGGUGGCACAGAGGAUGACAUUGUUUAUAUAACACUUCCUCUUUACCAUAGUGCAGCCUCUCUCAUUGGAAUAGGUGGAAGCAUUUAUCUGGGUGCUACUUGUGUCCUGAAAAAGAAAUUUUCAGCAAGCCAGUUUUGGAUUGACUGUAAAAAACAUAAUGUUACAGUUGUUCAGUAUAUUGGAGAACUGUGCCGCUAUUUGUGUAACCAGCCUUUGAAAGAAGGGGAAAAAGAUCACAAAGUCAGAAUGGCAGUCGGAAAUGGUGUACGUAGUGACGUAUGGAAAGAAUUUAUCCGAAGAUUUGGGGAUAUAAAGAUGUGUGAGCUCUAUGGUGCUACUGAAGGAAACAUUUGUUUUAUGAAUCACACAGGAAAAAUUGGAUCUGUUGGACGAUCGAAUAUAUUUUAUAAGCUGCUGUUCCCAUUUGAAUUGAUAAAAUACGACAUUCAAAAAGAUGAGCCAAUAAUUAACGAACAGGGCUGGUGUGAACGUGUUAAAAAAGGGGAAACAGGACUUUUAAUAUCACAGGUGAACAAAAACAACCCUUUCUUCGGCUACGCGGGGAAUAAAAACCACACAACUAAAAAGCUGUUAUGCAAUGUCUUCAGAAAAGGGGAUGUUUAUUUCAACACUGGCGAUUUGAUGGUCCAGGACAGUGAAAAUUUUCUUUAUUUUAGAGACAGAAUUGGUGACACCUUCAGGUGGAAAGGAGAAAAUGUUGCUACUACAGAAGUAGCGGACAUUAUUGGAAUGCUGAACUUCAUACAAGAAGCCAAUAUAUAUGGAGUGGCCAUUCCAGAACAUGAAGGAAAAGUUGGAAUGGCAUCCAUCAUAGUAAAAGCCAAUGAAACAUUAGACGUUAAGACCAUUUAUGAACAAAUUGUGACCUACCUACCUGGCUAUGCUCGUCCUCGUUUUCUAAGGCUACAGGAAAACAUGGAGAUGACUGGAACAUUCAAACAGCAAAAAUUCCGUCUUGUGGAACAAGGCUUCAAUCCAUCAGCCGUGCCUGAUCCACUUUAUUUCUUAGAUGAUUCUGAAAAAUCCUAUGUCCCACUGACCAAAGACAUUUAUGACAAAAUCUUGAGUGGCCAGAUAAAACUCUAGUUUAUCUUUAAGUUGAUGUGAACUUCUGGGGCAUGGGUUAGCAGUAGUAUGUGGUCUAACAGCAGUUCCAUCCACUUGAACUUAGACAAUUUUUAACAGCAGCUAUAAAUCCCAAUACAACGAAUAGACUGAUGUACUUCUUGGGGGGGGGGGGGGCAAUAGACGAUCUCCAGUUUAACCUAAAGCCUUACUGAACCUCACAACUGGAAAACUUUCUACUGUCCAGAUUACAGAUUGUUUUCAGCCAGAAGUAAUUGCUGACAGAUUGACAAAAGCUUAUUCCACUUUUAUUUACAGUUACGUCAAUGUAUGGGUUAUUUAAUAGUCAUGCAUAACAGUUUAAAGCUGCAGCAUUUGUGAAAGCUACUUUAAUCUAAUACACAUUCCUCAAAAUUGUCUAGAAAGGCAGUUAAUAAAGUAUCACCAUUAAUGUG
This is a messenger RNA of Xenopus tropicalis (tropical clawed frog), 2658 nucleotides long. RefSeq names its product solute carrier family 27 member 6 (gene slc27a6). The record is from RefSeq and is marked provisional. Gene Ontology annotation, cellular component: plasma membrane. Gene Ontology annotation, molecular function: long-chain fatty acid-CoA ligase activity. Lineage: Eukaryota; Metazoa; Chordata; Amphibia; Anura; Pipidae.